CUUCUGCCCCAAUCUGUCUGCAAUCUCCACCAAGCUGAAGCUGGCCCACAAUGUAGCUGGUGUCACCUUUCUUGCCUUUGGGAAUGGCGCACCAGAUGUCUUCAGCGCUGUGGUGGCAUUCUCCGACCCACGGACAGCUGGCCUAGCCAUUGGAGCCCUCUUUGGUGCUGGGAUCUUUGUCACCACCAUAGUGGCUGGAGGUAUAGCCAUAGUGAGACCUUUCACCACAGCCUCCAGGCCAUUUCUCAGGGAUGCCAUCUUCUAUAUGGUGGCUGUGUUUUUGACGUUCGUGGCUCUCUACUUUGAGAAGGUCACCCUGGCAGAAGCCCUGAGUUACAUUGGGCUCUACAUCUUCUACGUCUUGACAGUAGUGGUCAGUACGUGGCUGCACAAAAGGCAGCGCAGGGAGAACCUGGCCUCUUCUGCUCCUACGGAACCAGAGCUUCCAAGAGACUCUGAAGAUGGGGACUCCUCAAGCUUCAGUGGAGGAGACUACAGGGAAGAAUACCAGCCCUUGCUGCCCUUGGAGGAGAGCACGCUCCAGAUCCUGACGCAUUCCAUGAACCCCCUGGAUUACAGGAAGUGGAGGAGGAAACCCUGCUACUGGCGUGUCCUCAAGGUCUUCAAGUUGCCUGUGGAGUUGCUGCUGCUGCUGACAGUCCCUGUUGUGGACCCUGACAGGGAGGACCAAAACUGGAAGCGACCUCUGAACUGCCUGCACUUGGUCACUGCCCCCGUUGUUUGUGUUCUCACAUUGAAGUCCGGAGAAUAUGGCUUUUACAAGAUCCAGGCUGUCUUCCCAGUAUGGGGUGUGGUGAUCCUAACAGGGGCCCUCUUGGCUGUGAUUGUCUUCUGCACUACAAGGAAUGAAGAACCACCCCGAUAUCACAUUAUUUUUGCUUUCCUGGGUUUCCUAGUCAGUGCCAUGUGGAUCAAUGCUGCUGCCACAGAAGUGGUGAACAUCUUGAGGACUUUGGGUGUGGUCUUCCGUCUGAGCAACACUGUCCUUGGGCUGACGCUGUUGGCUUGGGGGAACAGCAUAGGGGACACUUUCUCGGACCUCACCAUGGCUCGGCAGGGAUACCCACGUAUGGCCUUUUCUGCUUGCUUUGGAGGCAUUAUCUUCAAUAUGCUUGUUGGAGUUGGACUUGGUUGCCUGCUGCAGAUGACAAACACCAAACUGGUAGUGAAGCUGGACUCAGAUGGCCUCCUGGUGUGGAUCUUGGCUGGAGCUCUGGGUCUUAGCCUGGUGUUCUCUUUCCUCGCGGUGCCUGCCCAGUGUUUCCACCUGAGCCGAGGAUAUGGCUGUUGUCUCAUUGUCUACUACUUGGCGUUCUUGACGGUUGCGCUGCUGACAGAGUUCAGGGUUAUCCGUCUGUCCACCUUCUCCUAAGGACGUCUCUUGCCCUAGAUCUUGUUUGUGCUGCCAUUGACGAUGGAGGCGGGAUGACAAGCCCCCUCUUGAUUGGAAUGUCUACUGGACAGUGCCUUGAAGCAGAAAGCAGCCUGUACUGCUGGCAAAUACAGAACAGGCCUGCUAACCAAGACUGAUUGUUACCGCUGAGGGAAGGAGACCAGUUUGACUCUCAAAAAAGCAAGGCCGCUGUAAAGUCACCAAGGGAUGAAGGCACGACCCUCCUAGCUGCUUUGUUGUGACUUUUCUAACCCAGGGCUAAGUGUGCUAAAUUGUGCCCCAAAGCCCUUAGGAAGUUGUAAGCCCUGAUCAGUAUUAACUUUUUCUAUCAACAGGCAUUAUUUUAGAUUGGAUUAGUGGUGUUACGCUAUGUUUUUUCUUCCUUAAACCAUUUUUAGCACA
Molecule: messenger RNA, 1816 nt
Organism: Gekko japonicus
Lineage: Eukaryota; Metazoa; Chordata; Lepidosauria; Squamata; Gekkonidae
Gene: SLC8B1
Product: solute carrier family 8 (sodium/lithium/calcium exchanger), member B1
Exons: 12
Biological process (GO): calcium export from the mitochondrion; intracellular calcium ion homeostasis
Cellular component (GO): membrane
Molecular function (GO): calcium:sodium antiporter activity
Source: RefSeq, a predicted model, not a curated record